GAAACUUAUAAGAUGGAGAAUUGCAAAUGGAUCAAGGGUGGACUUUUGGCGGGAUUGGAAAUGAGACCGUCCUUCCACUAGUACAGAAGAGGGUGGAGCCGGAAGAUGCUAAUUUGAAGGUUGGUGACCUUCUAGAUGAGAAUAAAGACUGGGUACUGUCUCGCCUGAAGACCCCAUUUCCAAGGAAAGUAAUGAGCAGGAUCUGGGCCUUACCUGUGGACAGAAGCAGUGGUGGAAGAGAUGUCUUGCUUUGGGGGGCUUCUAAAGAUGGGUCCUUCUCAGUCAAGUUGGCUUAUGACCAUUCGGAAGAUGAUAAAGGACCUCAGCCGAGCAUGGGAUUUAGGUGGAUCUGGAAAUGGAAGGGGCCCCAGCGCUUAAAGACUUUUUUGUGGCUGGCCUUUAGAGACAGACUGCUUACAAACUGUCUCAGAAAGAGAAGAGGAAUGGCCCAGAGUGCUCGGUGCCCAGUCUGCCAAACUGAGGAUGAAAACGACAGGGAGACCUGGCUUCAUAACAACGUCUCGGGAAGGAUGAGGCCUGAUAAUGACUCUCAGUGCUGGUCUCUAGUUUUUGUCAGGCCCGCAACAGAUUUUUCUUUUGAAAGCAAGGCAGUAGAAUCAGCCACUCUGAAGUACCUCAUCAGUCGAACCUGCAAUGAAGUAGUGCAGGCCCCAAGUAAAGACCGAGAAGAAGUUAUAGUUCUUGUCAGAUGGGAGCCGCCGACAGGGGACUGGGUCAAGCUUAACUUUGAUGGAAGUGUCAUCUCGGUGGGCUGGAGCUGGUGGGCUCAUCAGGGGUUCCCAAGGAGAAUGGCUGGGGGGUUUUCAUUCGCCUUCCAACGAGGACUCUCUCAGGUCCUAGUUUUCUGGGAAUCUCUUUUGAUCAUCGGGUGAAUAAGCUGGUCCAGCAUCAACAUCAUCCCCGGGCACUGGUUGUUGUCCCUCGCCUCUGGCUUGAAAGCAAUAAUUGAUCGGCAUUCUG
Molecule: messenger RNA, 981 nt
Organism: Rubroshorea leprosula
Lineage: Eukaryota; Viridiplantae; Streptophyta; Magnoliopsida; Malvales; Dipterocarpaceae
Source: the annotation of a GenBank genome assembly